AUGCUAAGCAAACGUGACAACAAAGCCUACAGCCUGCCCAUUACUUCUGCGGGCUUAUCAGACACCAGUGGGAGCUCGCCAGCCGCACCAACCCUUGACUACCACCAGAAGGCUCCCAGUGCCGCAGUAGCCGCUGUCGCAAACGUUUUUGCUUGCUACACCGGUGCGGCGUCGUCAGCGCAUGGGCCGGAUGGGCUCGAUGGCCUCCUUCGUCCCCCCGUGACUAUAAACAGCAAUAGCAACCACCCCAAUGACCUCUCGACGGUUGGAGGAGCUCUAGGGGCAGAGGAGGACGAGGAAGAGGACGAUUGUCUGGCUGCCCCGCAACCGCCCAACUUGACUAAUGACUACUCCACUGUGGACUCCUGCACGGGCGCACUCUCCUUUGGUCGGUUUGGCCAAUCACACCACGAUGAGCCGCCUAAUUAUCCAUCUGACACGAAGUUAUUUGCAUUGCUUCCUCCAAGUCAGCAACAGCAUCAAACCAGGCUUCCAGACAUUGGUGGUCCUCCUGAAGUGUGCCUGUUGAAGUCUGAGGGAGAAGUAAUCGGUGAAGAACAUGAAGAGGGAUGUUGUUCCGACAAGAAUCAGGAUGCUAAGCAGAGUAGUGGAGGUCGUAGAGAUACCGACGGAAUAAAUGAACAUCCAGGGACUCCGCUAAUGGUCAGACCUGCGUCAGCGUUGGCUAGCACCGAUGGUCACUUCACGGGUUCCGACUUUGAUCCUCGCUCCCAUCUUUGCUGUCGUUCAUCUCUCCUGAAGGUACCCACGGCAAAAAAUCACUCUCACGUGAUCCACUCAACUCCCUUUGCUCCUCAAGAGUCGUCCCGCUGCGCCUCUGCCGCUGGGGGUUACGUAAACAGUCCCUUCAACAACCCCCAUCCAAGACACGCCUCGGGUUCGGCUGCUUACCUCCGGGGUCACCUCAUGGUCGUGCCGCCUGAUGGCGGCGGCAGCGGUGGUGGUGGUGGUUCUUAUCUCUCGGAUUCCGAUCUCCAAAACAGCUCCCAGCAUAUUGGCUCGGUUUCCUCUUCCCCGGGGAUUCGGACCGAGUCGAUCAGUCCUACGACCUCCACUCACGACGCGUUGCUCGCGCACUCAAGGCCACCGCACCACCUAGCUCCCCACCCCCAUGCACCGUCACACCCACCUCCACCCGAUCUCCUAUUCUGUCCCACAAGCUCGGCUGGGGCAGAUUUCUUCUCUCCUGUGAGAUCGGAUCCUGAGGGUCCUCUCCAACUGCGCAAAUCAUCGACGGUCAACUAUUCGGUGGGUGUAGAUGGGACACCAACUGUUUGGGAUGGCGGAAGACUGCCAGAUCAACGAUCAGGAGGCGGAGGCAGUGUCCUGACGCCAGUUAUAGAUGAGUAUCCGCAACACCAGCAGCAUGUCCCCUCUUCACCAAUGUCAUUCUCGAUGAGGGACAGUGCAGCUGGGAGUGGCGCGAACAAUGGUGGCGAAAGCUGCGGGGAAUCUGGUUCAACGCCGACAUGUGCAGGAGGUGUUCCACGACGGUGCGCUCCUCAAAUGCCUGUCGGCAGCUUCCCUUCACAAAGUGACUUCCCCCUAACCGAAAACUUCAGCCACUUUGUUCCUUUUGACACGGUGAAUUCAAUUACUGGCAGCCUCUCCUCCUCUCCCCCUUCACUGCCUGUUCCUUUAAAGCGCUGUCGACGACACUGA
Messenger RNA from Mesocestoides corti, 1683 nucleotides. The record is from the annotation of a GenBank genome assembly. NCBI's taxonomy places the organism in Eukaryota, Metazoa, Platyhelminthes, Cestoda, Cyclophyllidea, Mesocestoididae.